CUCACUCUACCCACCAAAUUCCGCACACAAUCUAAAGUUCACAAGAACUCUAGAUUAACACUUAUUUUCACGUUUUCAAAAGAAACGAAAAAGAUUUUAAAUCUGCAACAAAAUCUAUUCACCCCCCCCUCUAGACUUUGUAUUUCACCACUUUGGGACCACCAAUUGGUAUCAGAGCAAACUUCUCACUAUCUACGUUUAGAUUAACGAGAAGCGAUCAUAAUGGUGAACAAUAUGGAUCACGGUUUGCCCAAGUUUUCUCAUCUAGGUUAUGCAAUCAUAAUGGUGAACAUUCUUUCACACCUCUACGCUCUACAUGAUUGCAUGUGGAUGGUGCUUGAGGAUGGACCCUUGAAAAUCCAAAUGGAGAAUCCUGAGAGGAAUCCAGCAACUCCAGAUGUAGUCCAGUACAUUCCAAAGCCCAAGGAAAAAUGGGAUGAUAGAGAUUGCAAAAAGCACAAUCUGGACAACACACUUGAUCCCAUCACCUUCUCCAAAAUCAAGCAUCUCAAGACUGCCAUGGAGAUAUGGCAAGGUCUUGGGAAGCUAUGUGAGGGAUCAGAGGACUUGAGAAAGCAGAAGAUAGAAGUCCUGCUUGAGAAGUUCAAAGGCUUCAAAAUGCUUCCCGGAGAAUCAUUUGAUAUGUUGGAUGAAAGGUUCCACAAAAUCUUAAAUGAUCUUGCCUCACUUAACCACGUUCUUUCUCCCAAAGAAAAGAAUGUAAGGUUACUGAGAUCACUUCCAACCGAGUGGUAUACCAAAGCCACUGCCAUGGAAGAAGGAAGAAACCUGGAAAACUACACUGUCCAAGGUCUCCUUGAUGAGCUCAGAACCUAUGAGCACGAGCUGAAGAAGAAGAAGGAAGAACAAGUCACUCCCUUCCCCACGGCACUGAUGACAACUCCAAGAGUCCCAUCAAGUGAAGGGACAUGCCCAAGGAACUGUGACACACCCUCCUCCAGCCAGCCGUCAAGCUCAAAAAUGGAGAACUACGAUGAGGAAUUUGCCAUGAUGGUCAAGCAAUUCCGGAAGUUCAAGAAGUUCUUCAAGAAGGCUGAUUCAAUCAGAAGGCCAACCAAGGGAAAACCACAAGUAAGUGACUCCCCUCCUGAAUCUUAUUUAUGCUAUAACUGCAGGAAGCCUGGCCACUGGAAGUCAGCAUGCCCAUACCCAAAGGUGGAGAAGUACGGAGAAAGAGAAAGAAACGAGAAGAAAAAGAAGGCAAUGGUUGCUGCUGAAAGUGAUGAGUCAUCCAGCUCAAGCUCGGUUGAAGAAGCCCUCGUUUGCAUGGAGCGCAGAGUUGAAAAGUCCAACUAUGAGGAUAGGUGGACUAUGUCAGAAGAUGACACUCUCUGCCUAAUGGCCAAAGAUGAUGCCAAUCAAGAGGUGAAAUCCCUUAAUAAAGAGCUAAGGAUACUUAAGUCCAAAGAAGCAGUGGACAAGCUUCUUGAAACGACCAAACAUAAGGGUCGUGAAGGACUUGGGUUUGACCCCUCCAGUUCCAAAAGGAAAGGGAGAACAACUUUCAUCCCUCCUAAACCUACUGACAAACCAAAUAAUCAGAAAGGAAAGGAAAAGGAGAAACCAACAGAAGUUCCCAAAAAGGAAGCCGCUAAGUACCCAGGUGUCUGGUACUUAGACAGUGGCUGUUCAAGACACAUGACGGGUGAUGCAAGCCUUUUGAGCAAUCUAAUUCCCUAUGAUGGUCCAAGAGUUACUUUUGGAGGAAGCAAUGAUUUCGGCCUUACUAAAGGGCUAGGAAAUCUGGUGUACAAGGGACUAACCAUCCAAGCUGUAUCUUAUGUAGAAGGUCUCAACUAUAACCUUCUUAGCAUAAGUCAGUUUUGCGAUAAAGGUUACUCCUUGGAAUUCUGCAAGGACAUGGCAUCUCUCAAGAACAUCUCCACAAAUGAAGUCAUUCUCACUAGGAAGAGAAUCAGGAACAUCUAUGAAGUAAUGUGGGACAAUGUCAAAGAAGCAUGUCUAAUCAGCAAAG
Cuscuta campestris is the source of this 1996-nucleotide messenger RNA. The record is from the annotation of a GenBank genome assembly. Lineage: Eukaryota; Viridiplantae; Streptophyta; Magnoliopsida; Solanales; Convolvulaceae.